AUGCAUACUUGUGUCUUUAAAGAUGAUGCCAGAAAGGCCUACUUGGAUGCAGAAGGAAAGUUAGAUUUAGCAAAAGUCCAAGCCAGAUGGACUGAAUUAGGAAAGAUUAAAGUCAGUCUUGGAAAUAAGUAUUUCACACCAGCUGUAGUGGAGAAAGUGAAGGGCCUUUCUGAUUCCGAUCAAUAAAGAUUCUUGGAUGUGAUGAUGGGAGGUUUAUCGAAUGAUGACAGCUCUGUUGGAGUGUAUGCUACUAGACCAGAGGAUUACGAUGUCUUUUCUUUCUACUUAGAACCACUGAUAAGAGAAUACCACAAAAUAGAGGGGUAAACCAAAUAGGAACAUGAUUGGAACAUCCCAGUGGGAGAAUAUGUUCUUACAAAAAUAGAUUCAAGAUUAGAAAAGGUGUCAAUGAGAGCGAGAGUGGCACGAAAUGUGAAGGGAUGGAAUUUACCUCCUUCAAUGGAUAAGGACGAGAGAAUCAGAUUUGAGAAUAAGAUGGUGGAAGUAUUUGGCAGUUUCGGAAUUCCAGGCAAAUAUCACAGUUUGACUCCAGGUCACAAGAAUUAGAUCACAAAUCAAUAGGCAGAUGAAUUGAGAAAUAAGCACUUCUUAUUUAAUGACAUGACAACUGAUAAUCAUUUGACAUCUUCAGGGGUAGCAUCAGAUUGGCCACAUGGAAGAGGAAUUUGGAUUAGUGAGGAUGAAACCAAAAUGAUUUGGAUUGGUGAAGAGGAUCAAUUGAGAAUCAUCUCCAUAGUCCAAGGAAAUGAUCUAGGUAAAGUGGAUCAAUCACUCCAUGAAUUAUUGUCUGGCAUUGAAAAGAGUGGCUUAGAAUUUGCUGAACAUCCUAUUUAUGGUGUUAUUACCACUUGUCCAACCAAUAUGGGAACUGGAAAGAGACAAUCUAUUUUAGGCAAAUUCCCAAAUAUCACAAAGGGAGGAACUGAUGAAAAGAAAUUGAAAGAAGUCGCUAGAUCCUUAGGAUUAUAAGCAAGAGGAGUUGGAGGUGAACAUUCAAAUAUGGACAAGGAAGGCACAGCUGAUAUCUCACCAUCAGCAAGAUUUGGAGUGACUGAAGCCAUUGUUACAAAAAGACUUUAUGAAGGAUUGAUCAAAUUAUACGAUAUGGAAGUCUAAGCUGCAGGAGGAAAUAGAUAGAACUGUUGUAUAAUCUAUUGAAAAUUAUAAAUAUAAAAAAUAGGAAUAAUCAAUUUAAUAUUAAAUUUCUGUUAAUUAAUAUAAAAUAUUAGAAUUA
Molecule: messenger RNA, 1255 nt
Organism: Paramecium tetraurelia
Lineage: Eukaryota; Ciliophora; Oligohymenophorea; Peniculida; Parameciidae
Exons: 1
Biological process (GO): phosphocreatine biosynthetic process
Molecular function (GO): creatine kinase activity
Source: RefSeq, a predicted model, not a curated record